AUGAUGAGCUUCGGCGGCGCCGACGCGCUGCUGGGCGCCCCGUUCGCGCCGCUGCACGGAGGAGGCAGCCUGCACUACGCGCUGGGCCGCAAGGCCGGCGCGGGCGGCCCGCGCUCCGCCGCCGGCUCCUCCAGCGGCUUCCACUCGUGGGCGCGGACUUCCGUGAGCUCCGUGUCCGCCUCGCCCAGCCGCUUCCGCGGCGCCGGGGCCGCCUCCAGCACCGACUCCCUCGACACGCUGAGCAACGGCCCGGAGGGCUGCGUGGUGGCGGCGGCGGCGGCGCGCAGCGAGAAGGAGCAGCUGCAGGCCCUGAACGACCGCUUCGCGGGCUACAUCGACAAGGUGAGGCAGCUCGAGGCGCACAACCGCAGCCUGGAGGGCGAGGCGGCGGCGCUGCGGCAGCAGCAGGCCGGCCGCGCCGCCAUGGGCGAGCUGUACGAGCGCGAGGUGCGCGAGAUGCGCGGCGCCGUGCUGCGCCUCGGGGCGGCGCGCGGCCAGCUGCGCCUGGAGCAGGAGCACCUGCUGGAGGACAUCGCGCACGUGCGCCAGCGGCUGGACGAGGAGGCCCGGCAGCGCGAGGAGGCCGAGGCGGCGGCGCGCGCCCUGGCCCGCUUCGCGCAGGAGGCGGAGGCGGCGCGCGCCGAGCUGCAGAAGAAGGCGCAGGCGCUGCAGGAGGAGUGCGGCUACCUGCGGCGCCACCACCAGGAGGAGGUGGGCGAGCUGCUCGGCCAGAUCCAGGGCUGCGGGGCCGCGCAGGCGCAGGCGCAGGCCGAGGCGCGCGAUGCCCUCAAGUGCGACGUGACGUCGGCGCUGCGGGAGAUCCGCGCGCAGCUCGAAGGCCACGCGGUGCAGAGCACGCUGCAGUCCGAGGAGUGGUUCCGAGUGAGGUUGGACCGGCUCUCAGAGGCAGCCAAGGUGAACACAGACGCCAUGCGCUCUGCGCAGGAGGAGAUAACGGAGUACCGGCGACAGCUGCAGGCCAGGACUACAGAGUUGGAGGCGCUGAAAAGCACCAAGGAUUCCCUGGAGAGGCAGCGCUCGGAGCUGGAGGACCGCCACCAGGCAGACAUCGCGACCUACCAGGAUGCUAUCCAGCAGCUGGACAACGAGCUGAGAAGCACCAAGUGGGAGAUGGCGGCGCAGCUUCGAGAGUACCAGGACCUGCUCAACGUCAAGAUGGCCCUGGACAUCGAGAUCGCUGCCUACAGAAAGCUCCUGGAAGGUGAAGAGUGUCGGAUUGGCUUUGGUCCGAGUCCCUUCUCACUUACUGAGGGACUCCCAAAAAUUCCCUCCACAUCCACUCACAUAAAAGUCAAAAGUGAAGAGAAGAUAAAAGUGGUGGAAAAAUCAGAGAAGGAAACUGUGAUUGUAGAGGAACAGACAGAAGAGAUCCAGGUGACUGAAGAAGUAACGGAAGAGGAGGAAAAAGAGGCUAAAGAAGAGGAAGGAGAAGAGACAGAAGAGGGAGGAGAAGAACAAGAAGCUACAUCUCCCCCUGCAGAAGAGGUCCCAUCUCCAGAAAAAGAAACCAAGUCUCCUGUGAAGGAAGAAGCCAAGUCCCCAGCUGAGGCAAAGUCACCAGCUGAGGCCAAAUCUCCAGGUGAAGUUAAGUCCCCAGCUGAGGCCAAGUCCCCAGCUGAGGCCAAAUCCCCAGCUGAGGCCAAAUCCCCAGCUGAGGCCAAGUCACCAGCUGAGGCCAAGUCCCCAGCUGAGGCCAAGUCCCCAGGUGAGGCCAAGUCCCCAGCUGAGGCCAAGUCCCCAGGUGAGGCCAAGUCCCCAGGUGAGGUCAAGUCCCCAGCUGAGGCCAAGUCCCCAGCUGAGGCCAAGUCCCCAGCUGAGGCCAAAUCCCCAGCUGAGGUCAAGUCCCCAGCUGAGGCCAAGUCCCCAGCUGAGGCCAAGUCCCCAGGUGAGGCCAAGUCCCCAGCUGAGGCCAAGUCCCCAGCUGAGGCCAAGUCCCCAGGUGAGGCCAAGUCCCCAGCUGAGGCCAAGUCACCAGCUGAGGCCAAGUCCCCAGCUGAGGUGAAAUCUCCAGAGAAAGUGAAGACCCCUGUGAAGGAAGAAGCAAAAUCCCCAACUGAGGCCAAGUCUCCUGAGAAAGCCAAGUCCCCUGUGAAGGAAGAGGUCAAGGCUCCAACUGAGGUAAAAUCCCCUGAGAAGGCUAAGAGCCCCGUGAAGGAGGAAGCAAAAUCUCCUGAGAAGGGCAAGACUCUAGACGUGAAGUCUCCAGAAGCCAAGACUCCACUGAAGGAGGACAUCAAAUCUCCUGGACAGGCCAAAAGUCCUGCCAAAGAAGAGGUCAAGUCCCCCGAGAAGGUCAAGUCCCCUGAGAAGGAAGAAGCCAAGACCUCUGAAAAGGAGCUUCCCAAGAAGGAAGAGGUGAAGUCCCCUGUAAAGGAAGAGGUGAAAGCCAAAGAACCCCCAAAGAAGGCAGAGGAAAAGAAGACCCCAGCGACACCAAAAACAGAGGAGAAGGAGAGCAAGAAAGAUGAAGCCCCCAAGGAAGCCCCAAAGCCCAAAGUGGAGGAGAAGAAGGAAACACCUGCAGAAAAGCCCAAGGACUCUACGGCAGAGGCCAAGAAAGAAGAGGCUGGAGAUAAGAAGAGAGCAGCGACUCCAGAAAAGGAGACUCCUGCCAAGGCAGAAGUAAAGGAAGAAGCUAAACCCAAAGAGAAGACAGAGACGACCAAGACGGAAGCAGAAGACUCCAAGGCCAAAGAACCUAGCAAACCCGCAGAGAAGGAAAAGCCAAAGAAAGAGGAGGCACCGGCAGCACCAGAGAAGAAAGACACCAAGGAAAAGGUCACAGAGCCCACAAAGCCUGAGGAGAAACCCAAAACAGACACCAAGGCCAAAGAGGAUGACAAGGGCCUUUCUAAAGAGCCCAGCAAACCCAAGACAGAAAAGGCUGAAAAAUCCUCUAGCACAGACCAAAAAGAUAGCCAACCCCCAGAGAAGGCCUCAGAGGACAAGGCGACCAAGGGGGAGAAGUAAGGCAGAGAGAAAGGAACAUCCAGAAGAGCCAAAGAAACUCAGGAGGGUCCCAGUACUCAAGGGUUGGUGUAAUAAGUUUUAUCUCUUCCUUUCCUUUCUGUAAGAAGAAAUACCGCUUAGAUGACGGGUCUGCCCUCACCAAACAGGAAUGUCCAUUAGGAUUAAGUUAGCAAGAGAAGAUACCCUGAGCCCUGCCCCCCACACCCCAAGGCCUCUGCAGGUGAUGGACAACUAUGAUAGCUUAUUGUAGCCAAGCGUGAUGUAUGCUGAAUGCUACACGAGAAACACUUGAUAAAAACUGCCCCCUCCUUUCCAAGUAAGUGCAUUUAUUUCCUGUAUGUACGACAGACGACCGCAAUAAUGAAUGAGCACUUAGAAAUGCAUUAUGCUUGAAAUGUCGUAACCUAUUCCCGAAUGCCUUCUCGUUUUCCAAAGGAAUGGUCAGGCCCCUGCCCGGGACGCUCUCCUGGAAGAGCUGCAGCAGGUGAGGCAGGGCAAUGGCCACCGGAGCAGACCAGGGCGCACUUUCCACUGGAGUCCACUUUCAAUUGCUCCCAUGCAAUAAAACCAAGUGCUUCUAAAAUAAAA
Messenger RNA from Meriones unguiculatus (Mongolian gerbil), 3579 nucleotides. It is a transcript of the gene Nefh, whose product is annotated as neurofilament heavy chain. The record is from RefSeq and is a predicted model, not a curated record. Gene Ontology annotation, molecular function: structural constituent of postsynaptic intermediate filament cytoskeleton. Lineage: Eukaryota; Metazoa; Chordata; Mammalia; Rodentia; Muridae. Gene Ontology annotation, biological process: axon development. Gene Ontology annotation, cellular component: neurofilament; axon. Bases 1 to 2991 code for a protein of 996 amino acids. The transcript has 4 exons.